Molecule: messenger RNA, 1084 nt
Organism: Teleopsis dalmanni
Lineage: Eukaryota; Metazoa; Arthropoda; Insecta; Diptera; Diopsidae
Exons: 5
Coding region: 166-1023 (285 amino acids)
Source: RefSeq, a predicted model, not a curated record
GCUUUUUCAUUUGCAUUUGCGGUGUUCUCUGUUUUGAUUAGUCGACUUUUUUUUUUUACAGAUUUUGUUGUCGCUAAUAUAGUCUAAAGAAAUAAAAUUAAGUUAAGAUUGUAAUUUAGACUUUUUUGCUGGAGAUUUCAAUAUAUUUAAGUUGGAAUAGCAAUUAUGAAAAAUAAAGAAAUAAUCAAAGAGCGAAAGCGUGGAAUAAAUGCAGCGAAUAGGGAAAAUAUGAAAGUAAAUUCUAAGAAACAUUGCCAACUUCAUAUUGGAAAUAGUGAGAUCAACACAAUGCAAGAAAUGGAUCACUCAAUAAAAGCAUGGACUCAGGCGGAAGAAACGUCGCUUAUCUCUUUUCUAAAAGAAAAUAUCCACUUUGAGAAACCAACAGCUCAAGUAUUUUAUGAGAAUUUUCUUCACAGUAGUGCAGUUCUUACUGAUUGGAAGAUGGUUCGAUCAAAGGUGUUGCGCAUGCAAACGACCUAUAAUAACACUAAAGAUUGGUUAAGUACAGUAGGAGGUACUAUGACAAAUAACGAUACAGUUGAAAAUGCCAUACGUAAUAUGUGCCCAUUUUAUUACGAUUUUGAUAAAAUUUUUGGUUCAAAUAUUUUUAAUUCAUCUGCAAUAUUGGACAACAGUGAAAUUGAUAAGGAUGAUGGAUGUUUUAACAUAGUCAAUACUGAAAAUGAAGAAAUUGAAAAUAUUAAUGAAACUCCACCCAUUAAAGAUUUGGGUAGCAAAGUUUCAAAUCCAAUGUGCAGUGAAGUUUGCUUUCGUUUAGCUGUUUCCGAAGUUGUACAGAGUCAAGCAGAAAUUUUGAAAUUAAAAGAAGAGAAAAUGGAUGCCGAAGCUAAUUUUAAAGAGAAACAAAUAGAACUACUUCUAAGACAGGUUAUAGUGAAAGAAAACCAAUUAGAUUUUAAGGAAAAGGAGCUACAAAGUCAUGAACGUGUGAAAAAGUUGGAGUUGGAAAUGUAUGAACGAAUAGCGAUGAAAGAACUCGAACUCAAGUAUAAGAAUUAAUAAGUAUUUAAUUAAGUUUUAUUCAAAAAAAUUUUUAAAAUAAAAAAAAUUUAUAAACGAU